Messenger RNA from Equus caballus (horse), 4112 nucleotides. RefSeq names its product KIAA0040 ortholog. The record is from RefSeq and is a predicted model, not a curated record. Lineage: Eukaryota; Metazoa; Chordata; Mammalia; Perissodactyla; Equidae.
GGGCGGGGAGGGGUAACUGGCGGGAAGACGCGGAGGGAGGGCGCAUCUGGGGCGUGUGCGCCCCAAUCCGAGGGCACCCGUGGUCUGGGUGCCCCGCGCGCAGAGCCUGGGCCGGGCCCAGGGUGCGGGAGAGAGCGCGAGUGUGAUUCAGGAAGUUGAGUUUCUGACAUCAGGGGCAGGACGGAGUUGGAGUGAAACCUCAAAAAUGCGAGGCGGCGGCCAGCGGGAGGGCAGGGAACACAGAGGGCGCCACUCUCCCGACGGGCGGCAGGUAGGCGCGGCGCGGGGCGGCCCCCGCUGACCCCGCCACCCCAGAGUCGGCUCCGCGUGGGCCGGCGGGGCCUUCGGGAAGGAAACGCGGACCUCGCCCCCAGUCCUGAUCGCUGUCAGACGGGAGCCCCGGGGAUCCCUGGGCGACCCGCCUGCAGGAAGCUCGCCGGUGGACUGAAAGAUUUUUCCCCAUUUUGGAGAUGAAGAAACUGAGGACCAAAACAACCGAAUGACCUUCCCAAGGACGCACACUUAGUAAGUCACAGGUGCCGUCAGUGGCGUGCCCAAACCCUAAUCUGGAAGAGGAAUAAAUUGCAAGUGGGCAAGGCUGCAUCCUUUUGAGUCCAGAACUUGCUAGUGAGCUGAAAGGUUCCUCUGGCCCCAAUCUAGCCAAGCAACAUGGAGAAAAUCAGCUCCUUCUUUAGCACCAUCUGGGACAUCAUCUCAACCAAACACCAAGAGGGCCUCUUCAACACCAUCUGCCUGGGUGUCCUCAUGGGGCUACCACUCUUGGUGGUCCUCACACUCCUUUUCAUCUGUUGCCAUUGCUGCUGGAGUCGGUCAGGCAAGAGUGGCCAACAACCGGAGCGAAACAAGGGAAAGAAGAAGAAGAAGAAGGCUGAAGAAGAUCUCUGGAUCUCUGCUCAGCCCAAGCUUCUCCAGAUGGAGAAGAGGCCAUCACUGCCUGUCUAGCUUGGUAGGAAGCAGAGGCGUCCUCCCUUGGGGGCUAAGCUGCCUUCCAGCUACACACGGGCUAGGGAGCAGCAGCCCCUGAAGUGAUGCACUCAAGUCCACAGAGGAACUACUCAACCAAGGAACAAACCUCAGACUGAGUGUCCCCAUGGAGGGCACUCCUGGGGAGCACAUGAACAAUUCUUGGGCACUGUCUUGGCAGCUGUGUCCAAUAGCAAUGCUCUUGACUACAGACUCAGGCAUGCCUUCCACCCAUCUCUGGCAUACUCUAUAUGCAAAAGCACAAGGAACACUUAUUCCUAGAUCUUGACAUGCCUCCCAAAUGCACACGCAUGCACACCAUGCCCACCACACACACGCGCGCAAAUUCAGGCAACGGGUACCUGGGCAAGUACAUUGUGUUCAUCAAAUGUCAUUGAAUGUCUACUUUGUGCAAGGCCCUGGGCAAAGCAGUACAUUAUCGGCUCUUGCCAACAUCUCACAGGAAGGCCUGGCCAGAUUUGGGCACACAGGCUCAAUAAUAUAACAGGCAAGGUGCCUAUGCACUGUCUGUUCUGUAUACCACUCAGGUCAGAGAUGUGUGCUUUCCUAGUCCUAUCCCUACAUAACCUUUCACUGGAAAUCCUCAUAUUUGGACCAUCCAGCAACCUGGUACAGUCCCCGUCCCUGUAUAUUGAUACAGAUACACCAAGUUCCUCCGCUUCUGAUUUCUCAUCUGGGAGAAAAAGUUUAACGUGCGAUGGAUCAAAAUUUAUUGAAAGCUAUUGUGUGCAACUCAUGACAAAGUCCUCAUUACCACUGAUAGGUAUUUAAUGUGGUCCCAGACCUCUCUCUGAGAUGCUGCCCUCAGAACCACUCAGCGAGGCACCCUUCUCCAAGCAAGAACAAACAGCUCUUGGUAGUGACUGCUGGAAAGCUAUAGAAAGCAAGUGAACUCCAUUCACUUCAGUGGACUACAGUGUGGACCCGUGUAAUGUAUGUUUUACGGAUGGAAAGGAGAGGCUACACCUGAGCUAGGUGUCUCCUAUGUAACCAAAGGUUUCAGUGGGGAAGGAAUUAAGACAAUCACCGGUACAGUCUCACAGAAGACACACUGGAAACGAUUUCAUAAGGUUGUAAUGGGUGUGUGGUAUGUUGCAAAUGGAAUGCAGAAGUUACAGAGUUUAAAUGAAAGUAGGAUGAAGCUAUAUAGAGGUUUAUUAAUAUUUAUCUUGAAGCUCAGGCAAGUGCCUUGCACACAGUUGGUACUCAUAACUGUCUGUGGAUGCUGUUGGAUACAUGAUCAUGCUAAGGGUAAACUUGCAAUACCUCGCCAGUACCCCCAAGUGACCUUCUCUUCUAAGUGAGCCCACUAAUUGCCAAUGGACGGAAGUUGGGUAUUGAAUUCUACAGGAGGGCGCAUGCAGAACCAAGGGUCAGGUUGACAAAUGUGCCCUGAGGUCCGUGGGGACAUGUAAACAUGUGAGUUGAGGAGAGCGUCUCCCCACUGGGCUGAGGUUGCGAGGCAGAGUUAAUCCACUGAUAGAAUGAACGGGUUGGUGUUUUGAUUGUAUUGUGACCAUAUUACAAAGAUGGAUAAUCCCCAAGUUGGGGGCAGACAGUGCUCUAAAAAUCCCUUUGCAAAUCUGCUGGGUAGCUCUCUUGAAAUAUUUUCCCAUGGAAGCUGUUCUAAAUGGUGGAAAAAACGCAAUUUAAUUAAUGAUGUAACUAAACUAUGAUAUUUAUAGCAAAAACUAAAAUCUAUAAGAUUGUGUUAAUGGAAAAAUAUACUCUAUUUGCUGACUUGGGCUACCUGGUACUCUCCUGCCCUCCAGGCAUACUCCAGGCCCACGGAGGGCGGGCAUCUGACAGUAACUUCUGCACCAGGGUCUUCUAGCAGGUGACCCUGUGAAUCGUAAUUCAGGCCUGCACAUAUUUGAGAAACAGUCACAUUCACCCUCUCACCCCAAGUGGCCCUAAAUACCUUGGGCAUUUGGGCCCCUCACUCAUACACCCCUUUGACCAAAGCAAGCAGCAGCCCCUGAUUCUCUAUCCCCUUGUCACACAGAGACCUUGUUAUGGAGCAUCUGGCUGUCCCCUUCACAUCACAGGAUGACUAGUCGUCUCCCCACGUCUACUGCUGCCACCGGGAUGAGCUGCCCUUCCUGACUCCAACUCUCAGUCCCCCUAAAAUGGAUGACUUGAGGGAGAUGUGGAGGCUUAUGGCCGAGACUGGUGUCAGAUAUGAUCUAGGAGAGCAGAUCACCGGGAUCAGGGACCACACCAGUAACAUGGUUGCCAUGGCAACUGGCUGCUGGUUUGAAUUAAGACAGCAGUGAGUUGUCACUGCUGUGACAAGGCCUCUGUCUCAAGGUGCAGUGCCCCACUGUCUCCUAAUCGAAUGGACUUGUGUUCUACCUCCAGGCAUGAAACACCCAGAAAUGCACUUCUCAGUUGCUUCCACAGCCUACGACCCAGGAGGCCCAAACCCCGAAUGAGGUGUACAUUUUCCCCACCCCAAACUCCCCUGACAACCUUCAUGGGGUCCCUACAACAGUGCCAGGUGCAUGACAAGCCCUCAAGUUUGUGUUGAAUAAGUGGGUGUGUGAAAGGAGCCCAAGGCAAUUAGUGGAGUCCACUCCCUUUUCUUCCCACUUCCUUCUCAUCUUUCUCCCCCCUGUUUUAUUCUCAUCUCAUUGCCUCUUCUCCCAGCACCACCCUGGCUCCACCCCUUUAUUUCUCUCCAUCUCUACUCCUUCUUCCCAGCCUCUGCCCCAGAACUGCCACUGGCAACCGGGUGCCUCAGGACUAGAGCCUGCUUGGCCCAUCCUGCGGGGUUUAAGCCAAGAGAGGGCAGAAAGGAUUGUAAAGAAGAGGCUUCCUAAACCAGCACAGGCUUGGGGAGCAGCGCCCAGGCCCGGGAGUUCUGAACAGCUUCAGCCAGACUCAGCCACCAGAGGCAGGGAGCUCUUUUCCCCACUGGUCCUUGGAUGCGCCCUUUUAUUUCCUUGGGCGAGGGGAAGGGGCAGAUGUAGAAAAAGGGCAGUCACCUUUUCAAGAAGAAUAUAAAUGGUCCAACUUGUAUAGUAUUUGUCAGUAUUUUUUUUUCUGGAAAAUUCAAACACACCAAAAGAGAAACUUAUUUAAAUAAAAUACUUUGAAAAUAAAAA